UUUCGCCGCUUCCUUAUCCAAACAGAUGGAAACUUGGUUCAUCAUCCUUAUCUCUCUGUGUGUUUCUGCUCUCAUCAAAGCCCUCUUCAAUCUUCUCAAUUUCACCACCAAAAACUCCAACUAUAAACUUCCUCCAGGCCCUUCCACCUUUCCCGUCAUUGGCAAUUUACUAUUGCUCCGCAAGUCUUCCUUGGAACUUCGAUCCAUCAUCCGAUCUCUUCAUUCUAAGCUUGGCCCUAUAAUCUCCCUCCGUAUCAAUUCUAAUCCAGCAAUAUUCAUUGCUGACCGCUCUCUAGCUCACCAGGCCUUGAUUCAAAAUGGAGCCGUCUUUGCCGAUCGCCCGCCUGCCAACACCGUUGGAAGAAUUACUGGUAGUAAUCAGCAUAACAUCAACUCUGCCGCUUAUGGCCCCAAUUGGCGCCUCUUGCGCCGUAACCUCACAGCAGAAAUUCUCCAUCCUUCACGUGUCAAAUCGUAUUCACAUGCACGCAAGUGGGUUUUACAAAUUCUUCUUGACUGUUUCAACUCUCAGUCAAAAUCGGGUGAGCCAGUCCGCCUUAUUGACCGUUUCCAGUACGCUAUGUUUUGCUUGUUAGUGUUGAUGUGUUUUGGGGACAGGCUUGACGAGAAGAAGAUUAAAAAAGUUGAGUAUGUUCAGCGACGCAUGCUUGUUAAUUUAAGUCGAUUUAAUAUCCUCAAUUUCUGGCCAAGAUUAACAAAAGUUUUGUUUCGUAAACGAUGGGAAGAAUUCUUGCAAUUACGUAAAGAACAAGAGGAGGUAUUGAUGCCGUUGAUAAGAGAAAGGAGGAAGAUGAAAGAAGAGAGAUUAAAAAAGGCUAAACAUGAUGUUAAAGAAGUGAACGAUGAGUAUGUUUUAGCAUAUGUAGAUACGUUGUUUGAUUUGGAACUCCCGGAGGAGAAGAGAAAGCUUGAUGAAAAUGAAGUUUUGAGUUUGUCCACGGAGUUCUUAAGUGCUGCUACUGACACAACAUCGACGGCAUUGCAAUGGGUGAUGGCAAAUUUGGUCAAGUGUCCACAUAUUCAAGAGAAGUUAUUGACAGAGAUUAAAAGUAUUGUUGGAGAUGAAGAGAGAGAGGUGAAAGAAGAUGACUUGCAGAAGAUGCCAUAUUUGAAAGCAAUCAUUUUGGAAAGUUUAAGGCGUCACCCUCCCGCACAUUUUGUGGUGCCACAUGCUGUUACAGAGGACGUAGUUCUAAAUGGGUUUUUGGUUCCAAAGAAGGCUUCAAUAAAUUUCAUGGUGGCAGAUAUGGGAUGGGAUCCGAAGGUGUGGGAAGAUCCAAUGGAGUUUAAGCCAGAAAGAUUCUUGAAUAAAGAAGAAGUGUUUGACAUCACAGGAAGUAGGGAGAUAAAGAUGAUGCCAUUUGGAGUUGGGAGGAGAAUAUGUCCGGGUCUUGGUUUGGCAAUGCUUCAUUUGGAGUAUUUUGUGGCAAAUUUAAUUUGGUACUAUGAGUGGAAAGCUGUGGAUGGAGAUGAGGUUAAUUUGGAAGAGAAGGUAGAGUUUACAAUGGUUAUGAAAUAUCCGUUGCAGGCUCACCUAAAUCCCAGGUUUAAAUAAUUAAUUAGGAUUUUUUUAGCUACUGAUGAUCAUACAUCUUGAUCUUGGUACGAGGGCUGGUUAAUUAAAUUGCAUAUGUAUGUGUGUUUCUUCUUUACUUGUCUGUAACUUGUAAGCUUUUAAUAAGACAACAGCCUAUGUAAAGUCCCAUUGAGCAGUCCACGCGGAAAAAUCUGAGAGUGUUUUUCAUCUUUCAA
Pistacia vera is the source of this 1773-nucleotide messenger RNA. RefSeq names its product cytochrome P450 89A2-like. The record is from RefSeq and is a predicted model, not a curated record. Gene Ontology annotation, molecular function: iron ion binding; oxidoreductase activity, acting on paired donors, with incorporation or reduction of molecular oxygen, NAD(P)H as one donor, and incorporation of one atom of oxygen; heme binding. Gene Ontology annotation, cellular component: membrane. The coding region runs from base 26 to 1576 and encodes 516 amino acids. NCBI's taxonomy places the organism in Eukaryota, Viridiplantae, Streptophyta, Magnoliopsida, Sapindales, Anacardiaceae. The transcript has a single exon.